Molecule: messenger RNA, 2048 nt
Organism: Lytechinus variegatus (green sea urchin)
Lineage: Eukaryota; Metazoa; Echinodermata; Echinoidea; Temnopleuroida; Toxopneustidae
Product: apolipoprotein D-like
Exons: 2
Coding region: 246-857 (203 amino acids)
Molecular function (GO): pigment binding
Source: RefSeq, a predicted model, not a curated record
CAUUUUUUUUGUGAUAUAGGUCUAAAUACCUGUAGAAAUCAGUGUAAAGAAAGAAAAGUUGUACACAAAUAACCAUCGGCCGAAAUUUAUACAUGCGACGCAUGCUAGAGAGCAAUAAUGAAGUUACACUGAUCGGCAAGCAGCCGGCCACAUUUGGAGUGUUAUUAACAAUGAUAUGAAAUUAAAGGAACCUUAAUUCGAGGGUUAUCAUGGUUAUAUAGAAAAAAAAUCCGAUCAACGACAACAUGACGCAAGCUACUUUUGCUUUCCUCCUCGCCAUCGUCGGCUUUUCCUCGGCACAGGUGUUCCGACCAGGCCCAUGUCCCGACGUCCGACCCGUCGAUGACUUCGACGUCCGUCGCUACGCCGGACGCUGGUACGAAAUCGCCAGGUUUUUCAACUCUGCAGAGAGCGGACUGAAAUGUCAGUCUCAGUAUUACACGUUGGAAGACGGCUACCUCCUCAGCAAAGAGACCGGAUUGGGCGCCCACGGCCAGGAGGGUUACUCGUACGAAUCGAAAAUGUACAAUCCUACAUUCGACUGGAAAAUUGGAAUACUAUACUACGCCUGGCCUCACCGAAGUAAAGUUGUAUUCCGAAUACCAUUGGUCGAUUACGAUAAAUACAGCGUCAAUAUCAUCUGCCAAGAAUAUUUCCAGGGCUUCGCUAACAUCCAGUACGCCUGGGUCAUCGCUCGUGAUCGCACGAUGUCGGAAGAAGAUUACAGCGACAUCAUGCGACGCCUCAACUCCAUGGGCAUCGACGUGGAGGAGUUCAUUAUGGCGGACCAGACAGAUUGUCCCAACUACGACGACGGCAACGAAGACGAAGGUGGAAAGAGUUUAACACGGAAAUGAUCUUCCGAUUAUUGUAAAGUCAAUGCACCUAGAGUGACUCGAUUCUCUAUCUAUUUUAUCAUAGUUCCUUCAGUUGUUCAGAAGAAAAUAUAUUUAUAUAUUUUUUACAAGAAAUCACGGAACUUAUCGACGAAGCUUUUAUCCUCUUCCAAAGAACUUAUGAAUUACAAGGGUAAAGUUUUUUAAAGUAAAAAAAUCUAUAUCAUUUGUUAUUAUCUAUUACAUACAGUAAAAUGUUAAUCAUCUAAUGAAAUGGAUCCUUCUGUUUUGAUUUUGUAAUGCACAAGCAUUUUAGCUUGUUGAAUAUGUGGAGAAAUUUAUCUAUCUAUCUAUCUAUCAGGUACAUCAACUAAAUUUUGAAACAGUGAUCUAUCUUCAUAAGAGCGCCUUGACCAUCCAAUUAAAGAUUAUGUUCACAAUACUUCUAUAUACAUGUAUAUAAUUAUUAUAUUAUUAUUAUUACGCUUAUGGAAUAAUUUCUUUCCGAAACAGUACAUAAUUAAUUGCCAUAUUUGAAUUCACUUGUUAGUUACCUAUUUCAUUAUUAACAAUAACUUUUAAAAAAAUCUCCAUGCCUUAAAUUGAAGUCCAAAAGGUUUCUCCAAGAUAAUCACUGUCUGAUUUAACUCUUCAUCACUCAAACCCUCAUACUUUUUGGAUACCCUUUUACGUACACUUUUGAAUCCCUGUCGUUAUCCUACUGUAUAUUCAGUUCAUGAUAUUGAUCAUAGAGAUCCGUUUGUGAGAGCCGGCGGGGUAAGACUCUGAAGACCUUUCAUUUCUCUCUUUCCAAUUUUCUCUUUCUACUUUCAGUUUUCCCAUUUUUUUUUCAUUUAACUGGUUUAUGCUCAAGAUGUAAUUUUAAUUUUUUCUAUACUAUCUACAAAAAUAUUUUCAUAAGGAUGCAGUACUAUCCUAGCUUUCAUCUCUCUUUUUCCCAUUGUUCCCUUUCUAUUUUCAGUUUUCCUAUUUUUUUUCAUUUAACUGGUUUAUGCUAAAGUUGUUAUUUUGAUUUUUUCUAUACUAUCUAUAAGAAUAUUUUUAUCAGGAUGCAGCACUAUCCUAGCUCUGCUAUAAUAAUUUGAUUAUUAGUUUUUGUACGUAGAAAUUUGCUAUAUGUUUUCUUGCUUUGAUUUGCAUAUCAAAAUGUACGAAACAAAUUGUAAUUUGUUGAAAUGGAAAUAAACGAAA